Cutaneotrichosporon oleaginosum is the source of this 1102-nucleotide messenger RNA. RefSeq lists its product as uncharacterized. Gene Ontology annotation, biological process: post-translational protein targeting to membrane, translocation. NCBI's taxonomy places the organism in Eukaryota, Fungi, Basidiomycota, Tremellomycetes, Trichosporonales, Trichosporonaceae. Gene Ontology annotation, cellular component: endoplasmic reticulum membrane; endoplasmic reticulum. The record is from RefSeq and is a predicted model, not a curated record.
UUUUCCAUCCACUUCUUCACAACGAUGCCCGCUCCAUCGGACGCAACGUCCCUUGCGGACGCACAGAAGCGCGCCACACCUGAGCACAAAGUAGUCAUCGACUUCCUGCGCGGCAAGAAUGGCCCCAAGGUCCGCCGCGGAGUGCUGAACGGCAAACGUGUCGACUUUUUCAAGGGCAAGACUGCUGUGCGCACACUCAUGGGACCCGCGUACCAGAAGCUCGGGAAGAAGGUGCCUCCCGUCCAGACGGAGGAGGAGGCCGCGGCUCUCAUCACCAGUCUGCUCCCAUUUGCCUACUUCCUCCGCGUCGACCGUCUCAACCCCAACCCGCCUAUCCCGAGCGGCAUGCCCAAGCCCCUCGGCCUCAGUCAGCAGCAGCAGUUUGACCCCGCGGGAUACUACAGCUGGUUUUACGACGGCUCGCCGUUCUGGAACAUCGUCGGCGGCAUCGCCAUGGUUGCCGUGAUGCUCGCGGGCGUCAUGUUCCCCCUCUGGCCGGUCAAGCUGCGCAUCGGCGUGUGGUACCUCUCAGUGGGCGCGCUGGGCCUCGUGGGCCUGUUCAUCGUUAUCGCCAUCGUCCGCCUCAUUCUUUGGUGCAUCACCAAGAUUUUUAUGACCAAGGCGAUCUGGAUCUUCCCAAAUCUCUUCGAGGACGUGGGCUUCGUCGACUCGUUCAUCCCCGCGUGGCAGUGGGACGAGCCCAAGAAGAAGCGUCUUCGCAAGGUCGGCGAGAAGCGCAAAAAGGCCGUCUCCGCCAAGGAGAAGGGUCCCGCACUCGCUGCCCGCCCGCCCAACGCCAUCCCCUCGGCCGUCGGCACGGCCGACCCCGCGGCCGCUGCGUCCGAGGCCGCCCGCGCCCCGACGCCCGGCAAUGCUGACACCGAGUCGGGCGUCGCUGGCUCGCCCUCGGUCUCCACGGCUACGACGACAGCCAUCGCGCCGCCCGCGACCAAGCCCACGCCGCGCAGCCGGCAGGCUGCGACCGUUGAGGAGGUUGACGACGAGUAGGGUUGUAUCUACAGACCUCGGCAUUGGUAGCGACAAUGUGCAUAUACAGUUUUCAUACCACCCUCGCUCAUGCACUGCUGCACGCUUUAUGUCU